Molecule: messenger RNA, 657 nt
Organism: Prunus avium (sweet cherry)
Lineage: Eukaryota; Viridiplantae; Streptophyta; Magnoliopsida; Rosales; Rosaceae
Source: RefSeq, a predicted model, not a curated record
AUUAAACCCCGUUAAAUGCGGUUUGAGGGAGGCCCGCUACCCGCGUAUAUAUAUAACGGCCCACCACAGCGCCAGUUAAAGCCUCUGCGAGCGGAAAAUUCAGAGAAGAAGGAAAUCGCAAAGUUCGGGUUGAGAUCCGGCGAGCCUCGUCGGGUUUCGCCCAUCCAACUUGGAAUAGUUACUUCGGAGCCUCGAACCAACGGUCUUUCCCUUCUCGUCUCUUCUCUUCUCUUCUCUUUGAGUUCGCAAAAUGAAGGCGUCGGGAACACUGGUGGCGUCGGUGGUUGCCGCUUCCACCAUGGCUCUUACGACGUCGUCUUCGUCCAACCAGAGGGUUUCUUCUGCGCUGGUGAAGAACGGUGCACAAAACUGUCAAACGGCGUCGGAUAAGGAGAAAUUCGAGCCGAGAUUCGACGGGUUGAGGUUCAUUGAGACGUUGGUGACAGCGCAUAGGUGAUGGUUGAGACGUUAGUGACAGCGCAUAGGUGAUGGUUGGCGCGGAGCUCUUAAUUAAUUGUAAGCCCGUGAUUAGAAUUCAAUCAGAGACAAAUUUCUUUCCUUUUUCUUCUCUCUUCUUCUCCGAAGUUGAAGACUUUUUUGGUGGUGAUUGUUAAUUGGGUAAUUCUCAGUCUGGUGUUUAUGUUCUCAAUCUCGUAA